UAUUGUUGUUGUGACAUCGUCCAUCUUGCUGUUGAUAGAAUGUGUAAACGAGUUGAAUCACAGAAGAAAUCAUUUGCAAUCCAAGCCAUAAUGGCGGUAAAAGAUGACGAAUGUACAGUUUACGUCGGUUAAUUAAAAAAUAUGUACAAAUUGGAGCAUUCCUCGUGUUAUUUUCGCAUGUUUGUGUAUAAAAUAAUGUAAUUGAAUGUAGUUUUGUGAUUGUUUCGUUUUUGAUGAGGUUAAACUUAUUAUAAUUUUAAGGGCAUUCUUAUGAAGGGAUAUACGCAUUUUUGUCCCUUUUCCAAUUUUGUUUAUGCAGUAUUUUAAAGGUUUUUAUAGAGUAACGGUCGAACAAAAUGGAUCAACAAUUUUGCCUCCGAUGGAAUAACCAUCCGCACAACCUAACAGAUGUGUUAACAAGUUUGUUGAAACGUGAAGCGCUUUGCGAUGUAACUUUAGCUUGUGACGGUGAAACAUUUAAAGCACAUCAAACGAUUCUAUCGGCGUGUAGUCCGUAUUUUGAAUCCAUCUUCCUUCAGAAUACACAUCCGCAUCCAAUAAUAUUUCUUAAAGAUGUCAAUUAUAACGAAAUGAAAGCGCUACUUGACUUUAUGUAUAAAGGUGAAGUGAACGUAUCGCAAAACCUUCUCCCAAUGUUCCUAAAAACUGCCGAGGCGUUACAAAUUAGGGGCUUAACCGAUAAUAAUUCUUUAAACAAUAAAGACGAAACGACGGAAGUGCCAAAUCGAGAACGGGUUAUGCAACAAGAAUCUCCACCGAGUGAAAAACGGAAAAGAAAAUUCUCAAACAACUGUGAUAAUGAACGUUAUAACGAUACUCAGUUAAUAGUUACAAAUGUAAACAAACGUCAGUGA
Photinus pyralis (common eastern firefly) is the source of this 875-nucleotide messenger RNA. RefSeq names its product sex determination protein fruitless (gene fru). The coding region runs from base 357 to 875 and encodes 172 amino acids. Gene Ontology annotation, biological process: regulation of transcription by RNA polymerase II. Gene Ontology annotation, molecular function: protein binding. The transcript has 3 exons. The record is from RefSeq and is a predicted model, not a curated record. Gene Ontology annotation, cellular component: nucleus. Lineage: Eukaryota; Metazoa; Arthropoda; Insecta; Coleoptera; Lampyridae.